CAACGUGACGGAGCUUCUCCCCACCCAAGCGCUCACUGCUCGUUGAAAGCGACGUCUUUCCUCUCUCUCACACACAGAUUCUCUACAUGUAUUUCACCUCUAUGGCUGUAUCUCUAUAUCCACACACACAAACAAAAAUAUAUUGAGAGAGAGAGAGAGAGAGAGUUUUAUGUAGUAGAUAUGUGUAACAGUACUCUGUUGAGGCUUUCACGAGAAUUGCAUUUCUAGAAAGAGAAACAAAGGAGAUUGAUUGAUUCGGAAGCAACUCAACCCGCUCCUGAUGAAGCUCUACGUCAGUUAAGUAUAUGUAACUGCGUACGUAUUUACAUGCGUGUAUAUACGUCGGUGUGGAGAGGGGAGUGAUCGCUGAUCACCGACAGAGUUCGAAUGCCGUGGUUUUGGAAGAACUUUUGCGGAUUGAAUUGUGAAAAUUCGAGGAAGAAUGCCAGAGAUAGCUCUGGUUCAUGGUGAUGAAAGGGGGAGAAGAUCCGAUCACGAGAUCAUGUCUGAGAAUGAGAAGAGGAGACGUCGGAUGAGAUCUUUGAGGAGAAAAGCGAUGAGCACAUCAACGAGAAUCACUCCUACUCGUAAUAAACAUAGUAAGCGGGUGCUGCAUUGCCAGUUCGCCUCAUUUUCUGCAGAAGAGUUUCUAGAUGAAGAAGAAGAGAAGGCAGUUAAUGCAUUUCACCGUACUUUGAUUGAAAGAGGCCUGCUUCCUUCUCGUCACAAUGAUUACCAUACUAUGUUGAGAUUCUUGAAAGCUAGGAAGUUUGACCUUGAUAAAACAGUCCACAUGUGGGCAGAAAUGUUGAACUGGAGAAAAGAAAACGGAGUAGACUUUAUUAUCCAGGAUUUCGUAUAUGAUGAACUUGAGGAAGUUCAGCGAUAUUAUCCUCAUGGUUAUCAUGGUGUAGAUAAAGGAGGACGACCUGUAUACAUUGAAAGACUUGGAAAAAUUGAACCUAGUAAGCUAAUGAGUGUCACCACUGUGGAUAGGUUCUUAAAAUAUCACAUCCAAGGUUUUGAGAAAGCUUUUGCAGAAAAGUUUCCAGCAUGUUCAAUUGCAGCCAAGCGUCAUAUAUAUUCAACAACAACAAUUCUGGAUGUACAUGGGCUGAAUUGGAUGAGCUUUGGCAAGGUUGCACAUGAUCUAGUAAUGCGCAUGCAGGCAAUUGAUGGCAACAACUAUCCCGAGACACUGCAUCACAUGUUCAUAGUUAAUGCCGGUGGUGGAUUUAAGUGUUUAUGGAAUUGGGCAAAAGGAUUUCUUGAUCCAAGGACAACCGCGAAAAUACAUGUUUUAGGUACGAAAUUCCAGAAUAAGCUGUUGGAAGUCAUAGAUGCUAGUCAAUUGCCAGAUUUUCUGGGUGGAUCCUGCUUGUGCCCAGACGAACAUGGAUGUCUUGGAUCUAACAAGGGCCCCUGGAAUGAUCCACAACUGAUGAAGCUGGUUCAUGCUUUGCAUGAUAAUGAGGCCAUAUAUCUGCAAAGGAUAACUAGCUUUUCUGAUAAUGAUGAUUUGAAAAAUAAGCUACAUGAUACGAAGGGCUUUUCUGAUAAUGAUGAUUUUGAAAAUAAGCUACAUGAUUCGAAGGGCCCAAGGGAUGAAAUUGUUCCUGUUUCUGUUUCAAGACCUCCUUUUCAUGGUACCAUGGGAGAAGCACCACAUUGUACUAAUGAAAUAUUGCAGAGAUCAGAAACAUAUACUUAUGGAGCCAUAUAUGAAAAAGAGUGUUCAUCAAAUUUGACUGAUCUGGUCCCAGAACCAGUUCCGCCAAAGGGAUCAAUGUCUGCAGCACUGACGGGUGUAAUACUCAGAUUCCUUGCAUGCAUAUGUUUUAUACUUGGUGGGCUGAUCAGGACAUUCCUCAAGAUGGAGAACAUGGAGACAAUACCAGAAAACCACCGAAGAAACCAAGUUGCAAAUUCAAAUUCUCAAGAGAAAAACGCCGUGCAGCCAAAUACUAAGGAGCUUCUCCAUCCAUGUUACCAGAAGUUGCAGCAUUUAGAAAACUCUGUUACUGAACUUUUAAAAAAGCCUGCGAAAAUUCCACCAGAAAAAGAGGAAAUCAUAUUUGAAUCUCUCAACCGCAUCAAAUCCAUCGAGUAUGACUUGCAGAAGACAAAAAAGGCUCUGCUAGCAACAACCUCGAAACAAGAAGAGCUUUCGGAAUCAUUGGAGAUAUUAAAGGAGAUCAAUAUAAAGGCGAGAACUACUGUAGUGAAUUACUUAAGAGGUGAACCUAUUGUUCUCAAAUUCUUGUUCUUCUCAUUGAUAUCCCUAUUCUAUCUGCUCCUGCCAAUGACAGGCGACCAAGAGUUGUUGGCUCCGAAGUAGCAAGUCUCUAGCACGCGGAACCUGAAUUUUGAACAAGGGCUUUGCUUCAUUACCCCUUCAAACACAUUUGAUUGUUUAUCUUAAUAUUUCGACGAUAAACGUUUCCAGAGAAUUCAGACAUAUUACGAAAAAACCCUUCAUAUUUGAAAAAUCACACAGCAGCCUUUUGUAAUAUAACAUGAUUACAGAAUAUGCAGAAUAAUUUUUAAAAUCGAAGGGGUUUUUAGUAAUAUGCCUCGAGAGGUUUCAAUGUCGUUAUUUCUAGUAUUUUUCCAACUUCAUCUGAUACUUAGUACCUUUCCUAAUUGGUUAAGCCCGGAACUGGCUUUGUCGUUGGGUGGAUUGCAUUCUUCAGGGUAUCCUGCUUGGUGGUUGAAGAUGCUUUCCAGGUUCCGGGCACUUUGUCAUACUCCAGCAGGUAUGAGUCGAGAUGUAUUUCCUCUGGACUUAGCUCUAUCAACUGCAUAUACUUUCACCAUUUUUUGGCAGACUCAAGCAUACAACACACAUACACAAUACAUUGAAAGGAAAUUGGAGCACAUCGAAACAGACAGUUUCUUUGUUUAGCUUUUAUACACAUACUAUCAUCUAUUGUAAAACAUGCCUAUUCAGAUUGAAUCCGGGUUAUGCACCUAAUAACAGUGAUGAUUUCAUGGCUU
Messenger RNA from Sesamum indicum (sesame), 2997 nucleotides. RefSeq names its product phosphatidylinositol/phosphatidylcholine transfer protein SFH9. The record is from RefSeq and is a predicted model, not a curated record. Lineage: Eukaryota; Viridiplantae; Streptophyta; Magnoliopsida; Lamiales; Pedaliaceae.